GCCCGGCUGCCGGGGCGGAACCAGCCGCCUUCCGCUUCCCCUCCGCCCAGGAAGAGGCGGGCGCUGCUGCGGCCAUGCAGGUCUCCAGCCUCAACGAAGUGAAGAUCUACAGUCUCAGCGCCGGCAGGAGCCUCCCGGAGUGGCUUUCAGACAGGAAGAAAAGAGCUUUACAGAAGAAAGAUGUGGAUGUCCGUAGAAGAAUUGAACUUAUUCAAGACUUUGAAAUGCCCACAGUUAGCACAAAGAUUAAGGUAUCAAGAGAUGGACAGUAUAUUAUGGCAGUUGGAACCUACAAGCCAAGGGUCCGCUGUUAUGAUACCUAUCAGUUAUCCCAGAAAUUUGAAAGAUGCUUAGAUUCUGAAGUGGUUACAUUUGAGAUUUUAUCAGAUGAUUACUCAAAGAUUGUCUUCUUGGAGUGUGGCAGGUUUGUGGAGUUUCAUUCCCAACAUGGCCAUUACUACAAGACAAGAAUACCAAAAUUUGGUAGAGAUUUCUCGUAUCACUAUCCGUCAUGUGACCUGUACUUUGUAGGAGCAAGUUCUGAAGUAUACAGGCUAAACCUGGAACAAGGAAGGUUUCUCAACUCCCUGCAGACUGAUGCCUCAGAGAGUAAUGUCUGUGACAUAAAUCCUGUACACUUCUUGUUUGCCAUGGGGACGGCUGAGGGUAAAGUGGAAUGCUGGGAUCCUCGAACUAGAAAUCGAGUUGGGCUGUUGGACUGUGCUUUGAGCAGCGUGACAGCAGACACAGAGAUAGACAGUUUGCCAUCCAUUUCAGCACUGAAAUUUGAUGGAGCUUUGAACAUGGCUGUUGGAACAUCUACAGGGCAGGUUUUAUUAUAUGAUCUCCGGUCUAGUAAUCCAUUAAUAGUCAAAGAUCACCACUAUGGCCUGCCUAUUAAGUCAAUUCAGUUUCAGCGUCAGUUGGAUUUAAUUAUCUCUGCAGAUUCACGAAUCAUAAAAAUGUGGAACAAAGAUACAGGGAAGAUAUUUACUUCAAUGGAGCCAGAAUACGAUAUCAAUGAUGUCUGCCUGUAUCCAAACUCAGGAAUGCUAAUGACUGCCAAUGAAGCCCCUAAAAUGAAUAUCUAUUAUAUACCAGUUUUAGGACCUGCUCCAAAAUGGUGUUCCUUCUUGGAUAACUUGACUGAAGAACUGGAAGAGAACCCAGAGAGCACAGUUUAUGAUGAUUACAAAUUUGUCACCAGAAAAGACCUUGAAAAUUUAGGCCUUGCUCAUCUCAUUGGAUCAUCAUUGCUCAGAGCAUAUAUGCAUGGCUUUUUCAUGGACAUAAGACUGUAUCAUAAGGCAAAAAUGAUGGCAAACCCCUUUGCCUAUGAAGAAUACAGAAGAGAGAAAAUAAGGCAGAAGAUAGAAGAAACACGUGCACAGAGAGUUCAACUAAAGAAACUUCCAAAAGUCAAUAAAGAGCUUGCACUCAAACUGAUUGAAGAAGAAGGAGAAGAGCAACAGGUUACUAGGAAAAGGAAACAGAAGAACCUGCCUAGCCUUCUCAAAGAUGAUCGUUUUAAGGUCAUGUUUGAGAAUCCAGAUUUCCAGGUGGAUGAGCAGAGUGAAGAAUUUAGGCUACUUAACCCACUUGUUUCUAAAAUAAGUGAGAAAAGAAAGAGGAAACUGAAGAUCUUAGAGGAACUGGAAGCACAAGAACAGGAAGACGAGGAAGAGCCAGAAGGAAAAGCAAGUGAUGCAGAAAGUUCUGAGAGUUCAGAUGAUGAAAAAGGCUGGGUUGAAGAGGUCAGGAAACAGCGCAAGCUUCUACGCCAAGAGGAAAAAGUAAAGCGGCAGGAAAGGUUCAAGGAGGAUCAGCAAACAUUACUGAAACCUCAGUUUUUUGAGAUUAAAGAAGGAGAGGAAUUCAGAAGCUUCAAAGACUCUGCCAAAAAACAAAAAUUAAUGAAGAAAACUCUUGGAGAUCGUUUAAAGCUUGAAGAAAAACUUGGCACACUCAACGUGUCUGAUACCACAGUAGGCAGCAAACAGGCAACAUUCAAAUUAAAGAAGUCGGAGCAGCAAAAGAAACAGCAAGAAGCUGAGAAACAACAUCGUCAAGAGAGGAAGGCUCUUAGGCGUUCUGCUAGUCAUCUCAAGAGCAAACGUGGAAGAGGACGACGGUUUCAUUGAUUUAUUUUAUGUUAUUUUUUAAAAGGAACUUCUUAUAUCUAAUUUUUCAUUUGGAAAAAGGGACUCUUUCAAAUUAGGACACAGUGCCAAUGUAUUGGUAUUUCGAUUAAUUGAUGAACACAAAAAUCAGAACUUGCUAAAGCCAGCGUUCAUUUUUGAAAAGUUGAUGAAAAUAUUGACCAAAGGACACUAUGUGAGUAUGUGUGAGCUGCAUUUGUGCAGUAAUCACUAGCAACUGGUUAUUUUGUAACCCUGGAUGUUUUCUAUAUAAAAAUUUAUAUAUAC
This is a messenger RNA of Columba livia (rock pigeon), 2426 nucleotides long. RefSeq names its product nucleolar protein 10 (gene NOL10). The coding region runs from base 75 to 2141 and encodes 688 amino acids. Gene Ontology annotation, molecular function: protein binding. Gene Ontology annotation, biological process: maturation of SSU-rRNA from tricistronic rRNA transcript (SSU-rRNA, 5.8S rRNA, LSU-rRNA). The transcript has 21 exons. The record is from RefSeq and is a predicted model, not a curated record. Lineage: Eukaryota; Metazoa; Chordata; Aves; Columbiformes; Columbidae. Gene Ontology annotation, cellular component: nucleus; 90S preribosome; nucleolus.